This is a messenger RNA of Python bivittatus (Burmese python), 375 nucleotides long. The record is from RefSeq and is a predicted model, not a curated record. Lineage: Eukaryota; Metazoa; Chordata; Lepidosauria; Squamata; Pythonidae.
AUGGAUGGACAGGACUGGAGCAGGCCGUCGUUUCAAGUUUUCUCACCUGGAGUUAAGAUGGUGAGCGUGGGGGUAGGUACAGGGUCAGGCUGGGUGAGAAAAUCCAGCCCAGGAUCCGGAACUUACAUAGAGACAGAUGAGGCUGUCUUGCGAAGAAGGCAAAAGCAGAUAGAUUAUGGGAAAAAUACUAUUGGUUACCAGCACUUUGUCCAACAGGUUCCCAAGUUGGCUCGUCAGUCAGGUAUCCAUCCCUGUACUCCAAAUAAAUAUAAGAAGUACAGUCGCCGCUCAUGGGACAUGCAGAUCAAGCUUUGGCGAAGGGCACUUCAUGGUUGGGAUCCACUUGGACAUGAGAGGGAAGAAUUGCAGGCCUAG